UUACAGUAAGGAGGAUGGCUUCGAGCUAAAGCUCUCCCCAUUUGAUCCCAUUCGAGUUGAAGCUAAAUAUGCGGACUCCGAGAAAAUGGGCUUUAAUUUGAUAUUUUAUUUGUUUAAAUACAUGUUUUAUAACAAUAAAGAUAUGACACAACAGAUGAAACACUUGAAGACAUCACUUGAGACCACAGAUGACGGCAAUGAAGACAACAGACAACAGACACAACUGUUUGCGAAGAACUCAAUGGACAGAUUCGGUGAUGAUUUGUGUGCACUUCUUGUGUCUUAUAUCUCACUCGAAGAUCGGUUUCGAUUGGAAUGUGUGUCCAAACAGUUCCAGAGGACAGUCUUCGGGAGUGUUGUGGACAUCACUCUUAGCGAUGAAUUUAUUAUUUAUUUAAUGUCGGGAACAUUAAUUAACACCCAAUUGUUGGCCACAAUUGCCAGAAAGUUUACAAACAUUGGGUCCAUUGACUGCAGAGAAAUAACUUAUGGAUUCUAUGGAAAAAUUUCCCACAUGUUGAAAACAUUUCGUGACAAUUGCCGACAUUUGCGUGAAAUAUACGCAACGAUAUGGCAAAUGCAUAGCCAAUGGAUGCAUCCGUUUGAAUCACUGGUCACAACAAUUAGUUAUACUCAACGAGAACCCAAUUUAAGAUAUUCACUCACAACGUAUUGGUCACAAUUAGUCAAGAAUUUGCAUACAAUUGAGUUAAACGACUAUUCGGCCCAAAAUAACCGACUGUUGGCCGCAUUCGCCGCACAGAAUCAGUCCAUCAGAUCUGUUGUCUUCUACUCAUUUGAACGUCCAAUUGAGAGCACUUUAGUUGCAUUCGAUAUCUCAAGACUACCGGCGCUGCAAACACUGGUCGUUGAGUUCCCGACCGAUGGCUAUAAUUUCAAUGAUAAUGCUUUGAAUGCUGUGUUGUCUUCGAGUCUAAAACUCAAGACAAUUGAAAUCCGUGUAAACAAUGAGAAGAAGUUUUAUUCAAAA
Messenger RNA from Medioppia subpectinata, 991 nucleotides. NCBI's taxonomy places the organism in Eukaryota, Metazoa, Arthropoda, Arachnida, Sarcoptiformes, Oppiidae. The record is from the annotation of a GenBank genome assembly.